Acipenser ruthenus (sterlet) is the source of this 1069-nucleotide messenger RNA. RefSeq lists its product as uncharacterized. The transcript is spliced from 2 exons. Gene Ontology annotation, molecular function: lipid binding. The coding region runs from base 92 to 1069 and encodes 325 amino acids. Lineage: Eukaryota; Metazoa; Chordata; Actinopteri; Acipenseriformes; Acipenseridae. Gene Ontology annotation, biological process: lipid transport; lipoprotein metabolic process. Gene Ontology annotation, cellular component: extracellular region; membrane. The record is from RefSeq and is a predicted model, not a curated record.
UCCAGAUAACUGAGAAACAGAUAAUCUACAAAAUACGUGGACAGGAAUCCAAGGAAAAAAAAGGAACAGUAAAGACGUUGAACCAGCGGACAUGUCUAGAAACUCUGCCAGCAUGAAGCAUGAAGAGGCCCAACGAAGAAUCGAGCUCAUUGGGAAGUUUGUCAAGGAGUACGAAAAGGAGAAGCAGGAGAUUGAAAAACUCCUCACAGAACUCAGUGAGAUUGCUGAUGGACUGGACAAGGUGGACAGGGACUGCACCAUUGCUAAGACCACAGGGAGCUCUGCUGGUGUAGUUGGUGGGGUCCUGAACAUUGUAGGGAUAGGCUUGGCUCCUGUUACUUUUGGAGCCUCCCUUGGACUGUCCAUUGCAGGGGCUGUUACUGCUGUAGCUGGGGCAGUCACCAGUGGUGGCGCACAAAUAGGAAAGCAUGUAAAGGAUGGCAAGGCUAAUAAAAGAGUAACGGAAAUACUGGAAAUAAUUCACACUAAAAUCAUAGCACUUUGUAAAUCGUGCAAAAUUGCACUCCCACAAUGUAAUUGGAAUAUAGAGGAAGCUGAUUUAACAAGCACUGUUAAAACAUGUCUUUGUGCUGCUGCUGCUGCUGCAGGCCUGGUUGAUGAUGCUGUUGUUGCUGCUGCAGAUGCUGUUAUUGAUGCUGCUGUAAGUCUUGAUGCUGCUGCUGGUGUAACCACAAACCCGAGUGAUAAUGGUGCUGCUGGUGGGGCUGUUGCUGGGGCUGCUGUUGGUGCUUCUGUUGUUAAUGGUGGUCGUGUUCUUGCAAGCCUGAUUGAUGAUGCGGCUGCUGCUGCUUCUGCUGGCCGUGCUGCUGCAGGCCUGCUUGAUGAUGCUGCUGCUGUGGCGCUCAAAAGCACAGGCAGAGUAGUCGGAGGUGUUGCUUCUGGAGUGUUUGUACUUUGGGAUGCCGUGCUCAUUGGUAUAAAUGCCAAAAAACUUCAAGAAGGGAGUCCAACUGAAAGAGCACAAGAGAUUCGCAAGCUGGUGGAAACUGAAGAAUUAGAACUAGCAAAACUGGAGGAGGUCAAUUCUGACAUAAAGAACAUUUUGUAG